AUGAACAAAAGCCACGCGACGGGGGAGAGCAUAGUGCCCGAACCUGUACAGCGAGCGGCCCCAGAGGGAUUAGAAAAGGCUCCCCCUGAGAGCGUGCACCCAACCAAGGGCAGCGACAUCGAUCCCCGCAAGGGAGAAAACACAAGCUUCAAGAGCCACGCUACGGGGCCAAGUGUUGUUCCCGAAUUUAUUCAGAAAGCGGCGCCGGCGAAGCUGGAGAAGGCUCUCCCAGAAAGCAUCCACCCGACCAAAGGCAGCGACAUCGAUCCUGAGCCGGUCCAGGAAAAGAUUGCAAAGUAG
Cladophialophora bantiana CBS 173.52 is the source of this 300-nucleotide messenger RNA. RefSeq lists its product as uncharacterized. The record is from RefSeq and is a predicted model, not a curated record. The transcript has a single exon. NCBI's taxonomy places the organism in Eukaryota, Fungi, Ascomycota, Eurotiomycetes, Chaetothyriales, Herpotrichiellaceae. The coding region runs from base 1 to 300 and encodes 99 amino acids.